Messenger RNA from Gadus chalcogrammus (walleye pollock), 6682 nucleotides. RefSeq names its product MICAL-like 1a (gene micall1a). NCBI's taxonomy places the organism in Eukaryota, Metazoa, Chordata, Actinopteri, Gadiformes, Gadidae. Bases 430 to 3366 code for a protein of 978 amino acids. The transcript has 17 exons. Gene Ontology annotation, molecular function: protein binding. The record is from RefSeq and is a predicted model, not a curated record.
GGACGGGAACCGCACCACAUUGAUUACAGCAGCAGACAGGCGGCGGCCAGGACUGCGUGACACCCCGGACAACUCAGCAGGGUCUAAACCUGAACCCGUGUUCGUGAUCUUAGCGGUACAUGGAGUCUUCAGGGUGUGGUUGGAAGUCCGAGAGAUGAUGAACCUUCUGGUAGAGGACAAGAGCGCCGAGCGGAGCAAGAGAUCAUGGGGAGGACGCACAUGCUGCAGCACACCGCCGCCCCGCACUGUGACAAUCACCGCCCUGUAAUCUGCUCCCACUGGGUCCGACUGGGAAGGAAACCAUCUGUCUGUGACACGGAGAUGGCGAGACGUCACUAGGCGCCCCGGACAACCGCUCGUCUCCAGAAGAACCAGAACCUAGGAUCUUCAUCACAGGAUUUACAGGAUCCAAAGGAUCGACAUCAAGCGAUGGGUUCCCUGAAGGCUCUGCAGGAGUGGUGCCGCCUGCAGUGCGAGGAGUACAGCGACGUGGACGUGAAGAACAUGUCCUCGUCCUUUCGAGAUGGUCUGGCGUUCUGUGCCAUCAUCCACCGCUUCAGACCGGAUCUCAUAGACUUCUCAACGCUGUCCAAGGAGAACGUCUACGAGAACAACCGGCUGGCCUUCGAGGUGGCCGAGGCCCAGCUGGGGAUCCCUGCUCUGCUGGACCCGGAGGACAUGGUCUCCAUGAAGGUCCCCGACCGCCUCAGCAUCAUCACCUACGUCUCCCAGUACUACAACUUCUUCACCAACAAGUCCCACGCCAACCCCCCGUGCAUGAAGCGGCCGGCGGGGUCGGGGCAGGGCGAGCCCGCCCAGAAGAGGCUCAUGGCCCCCCAGGAGGACACGGCACUGGAGGCUGAGCCUGCCCAGACCGGUUUGGACGCCCCGAGGCUGAAGAGCAGCACUCUGAGCAGCGCCUGCACCGCCUGCCUGAAGCACGUCCACCUGGUGCAGAGGUUCAUGGUGGACGGGAAGCUCUACCACCGCAACUGCUUCAGGUGCAUCGAGUGCAGCAGCACUUUGCUCCCCGGCUCCUACAAGAUGGGCAAGGAGUCCGGCUCUCUGAUCUGCACGCACCACUUCAACCGGCCUGCCUUAGCCAAUCAGAACGGACGGCCGGACCUGAGCCAGCGGCCCGCCGAAGCUCGCUCCGCCCGGAUUGGUCGAUCCCCGUCACGCCAAGAAGACCCGCCUCCCGAGAGCGAGCGGGAAAUGGCAGCCGCCCCCGCGGUCACCUCCCCCGCGGUCACCUCGCCCGCGGUCACCUCGCCCGCGGUCGUCUCGGCCGCGGUCACCUCGCCCGCGGUCGCCUCGUCGGAUCGGAACGUGUUGCCUAGCGACUGUCCGUCAGAGGUCACGCCGUCGCCCACGCCCGCGACUGCCCAAUCAGACGCUCUGAUCAUCGAGGAGGAGGAACCGUCGGUCCCGCCCAACCCCUUCGGGGACAGCGACGAUGAGGAGGAGGAAGAGGAGGCCAAGAACGAGGAGGAGAAGGAGGUUAUCCAGACACCAGCCAAAGAGACGUCUAACGAUGACACGCCCCCGGCCCCCGUGGGUCCCCCGGGGGGGGUCCCCCGGCCAGUGCCGGUGCCGGCGCCACGCAGGGUUCCUGAGGCCACGCCCCCUCCUCGCCCCGCCCCCAGGGCCCGCCCACAGCCCCCUCCAGAACGCCAGCAGGUCAAAGGUGAGCGUCAGAAGCCUCGGCUGCCGCCGAAGCCCCGGGAACGGUCCCACUCUCCUGGCAGCCAAUCAAUUGACUCCCCUAAACCCAAAGACCCUCCCUGGCUUGCCCUGGUCCAAUCAGAAUCAAAGAAGAAGCCGGCCCCUCCCCCCCCGCCAGCUGGCCUGGCGACGCCCCCCCGCGCGGGCUCUGUGACCUCCCUGAAGGUCGCGGGGUCGCGACCCGGCCUGCCCCCCAAGCCGGCCCCCGCCAACCCCUUCGACGAGGAUGAGGAUGAGGAAGGCGGCGUCGCCGAGGAGGAGGAAGAGGCCGUUGCCGUGCCGACGGUGGCGGCGGCUGUCCACCCGUGGUACAGCAUCACCCAGGCAACGGAGGCGGAAGCUGCGGACACGCCCUCCGGUGGGGGGGCCACCUCGCGCUCCUCCAGCCCCGGGGGGGGCGUGGCCAGGAAGAGGGCCGCCCCCAGGGCCCCAAGGGCCCCCCCGGCCCCCGAGACCCCGUCGGCCAUCCCAGCCCCCCCUGACUCCCAGCCUUCCUCUUGCUCCCCCUCCCCAGCACUGAGCGCCGAGAGCCUCUCCUCCGGCUCGGACCAUGGCCCCUCCCCCCGGGGCCACUCCCCCCGGGGCCACUCCCCCCGGGGACCCUCCCCCCGGGGACCCUCCCCCAGCCGGGGCCCCCACCUGGAGCUCCCCUUCACCAAGAGUGCCUCGGAGCCCUCCAUCAGCUCCCCCCCCGCCUCCCCGUCCUCCUGCUCCGACGAGCCCCGCCUCUCUCUAGGCUCCUCCCCUGCCGACGUGCCGACCAAUACCAGCUCGGCGCCGGCCACCCCUCAGACCAAUCGGAGCGAGGCGGCGAGGAGCCCCAGGCAUCCGCCGCCGCCGCGCCCCCCGACGGCGACCCCGAGCCCCCUGGCCUCGGAGACCCCCGCCGGCAACAGCAAGCGACCGUUUAAGGAGAACCCGUUCAACAGGAAGGCCUCUCCGUCUGACGGCGCCACGAAGACCAGACCCCCGCGAGGCCCCCGGCCUGCCAGACCGCCCGCCCCGGGACACGGCUUCCCCCUCAUCAAACGCAAGGUCCAGUCCGACCAGUACAUCCCAGUGGAGGACAUCCACGAUGAGAUGAGAGGGUUGGAGCAGCAGCUGGAUCAUCUGGAGCAGAGAGGAGUGGAGCUGGAGACCAAGCUCAGAGACAACCCCAGCGACGAGGAGGAGGAGCGCCUCCUGGUGGAGUGGUUCACCCUGAUCCACGACAAACACCUGCUGGUGCGCCGCGAGGCCGAGCUGGUCUACACGUCGAAGCAGCAGAACCUGGAGGAGAGGCAGGCCGACGUGGAGUACGAGCUCCGCUGUCUCCUCAACAAACCCGAGAAAGACUGGAGUGAGGCAGACCGCACCCGGGAGCAGGAGCUCAUGGCCGACCUGGUCACCGUCAUCGAGCAGAGGAACCAGAUCAUCAACAACAUGGACCAGGACCGACAGAGGGACGAAGAGGAGGAUAAGCUGAUGGCGGACAUGCUGAAGAAGAAAGACUUCCACAAGGAGCCCGACGGCGAGGCGAAGGACAAGGAGAAGAAGAAGAAGAAGAAAGCGGCCAAGUUCAAGCCAAUGAAGGUGUUGAAGCGCCUGAGCCACAAGGGGGACCCCAGCCAAACCCCCAGCCCCCGCAAAGACAAGAGCUGAACCCCAGGGCGUCCAAGGCCGUCCCAGGGCGUCCAAGGGGGGGGACGACUGGACCUCUCCUGUACAGUGCUAGCUAGAACCCCACCCGAUGAGUUAAGGUGAACCCCUCCCGAUGAGUUAAGGCGAACCCCACCCGAUGAGUUAAGGUGAACCCCACCAGAUGAGUUAAGGUGAACCCCACCAGAUGAGUUGAGGUGAACCCCACCAGAUGAGUUAAGGUGAACCCCACCAGAUGAGUUGAGGUGAACCCCACCAGAUGAGUUGAGGUGAACCCCACCAGAUGAGUUAAGGUGAACCCCACCAGAUGAGUUGAGGUGAACCCCCCCAGAUGGGUUAAGGUGAACCCCACCAGAUGAGUUAAGGUGAACUCCCCCAGAUAAGUUAAGGUGCGUCCGAGGUGUAAAGCGGCCCAAACCUCGGUUCACCUUCUACCAGCUGGUUGGCUAAAAGAAAACAUCAUUUUUUGUGAUUUUAAUAUAUUUUCGAUUUCGAUUUUUUUUCAAAAGCUGUCUUAACAGCUGCAGCGUUUAAAUAUCGUCUGAUAUUUCUUUAACCGACUUUUAGAUUUCAUCGUAGGCUUAAUUGCACAGUCUAACCCGUUCUCCUAAUGCCUACCUUUUAACGAUGCAACGAGUGAACACAAAACAAGAAGCAGAACACGGAAAGAAUUCAACGUCAUUUUAAUCCCGAGAGACUCCCUCGAAUGAACGGUUCCCCGAUACGAGAGGAGGACGAUUCCUUCGGUUUAGUAACAUGUGGUACGAGAACGGUUACAAAUUGUCCCGUGGUCUGAGGAUGUACCAGCUCCCGUUGUGUCUGAUGGUUUAGCGAUGGUUUAGCGAUGCUAGGCUACCCUUGUGUGUGUUGCAGUGCCCCUGUUUCUUUUUGCUGUGUUCUGUGGCAUUGAAAGGCUGACGUUAAUACGUGCUUUGAUAAGAUGUCCAAUGAUGACGGUGUGCAUAAGGCUUGUAAAAAGAGUAUUUUAAUCCUACCAAUUUCUAUUUUGGUGUGUGACUAGAGUGUUCAUAAACUAUUUUGAAUGUAAAAAAAAAAAAGACUAAUCUGCAAAUACCGUUUGAUUUUAUGUAGGGAAAGACUAAAAGACUUUAGGAUUCAAUGUUUAAGCUGCGACGAGGAGUGUCAGAAUAGCCUCCCUGAAUAUGCAACUGUUUUAAUUUAUAUUUUUACAACCUCGAUGUGUUCUGCAUCUGUUUGCAAACUGUUGCCUUAAAGCGUGUAAAACUGACCUCAGUGUUGACACUGUUAAUGUUAAUGACCGCAAGGUGCCAUCUUAUUUAAGUGUUCCUGUGUGUUGAAAGAAAUGAUUGAUACUUUGUCUCUUCUUGUACAUUUAUCUAGCGCUUCUGUUUCUACGUCUAUGAAUUUGCCCUUCAUCUUAAAUGAAUAAUGCUCCAUGCUCUGGUGUCUCUGGUCUCUACAUACGUUUGUCUCUGGUCUCUCCAUGCAUAGCUGUUGAACAAAAGCCAUCAAAUUCUUUAUUUGACAAUCUCUCCAUCUCCGUACGGUAGCCAUAUUUGACCCUAGCGCUGUGCAGGGAGAUGCGUCUUGUCAGUGUCACACGGAAGCAAAGCUAUGUGGUCUGGGCGGCUAUGCGCAGCCUGUAGUCCGAGAGGACUCCGUACGUCUACUGGUGAAGGAGGCAGGGCAGCAACACGAGUCAUGGGUCAAUGGGUUGGGUCAACGUUUGCUUCAUAGUCCUAGCAUUUCUCCCAGUUUGGUCUUUACUUCUCCCAGUGCAUCCAGUUCUCUGAACCGUUCAGGUCUGACUCAUCCUUGCGAACACCAAGUGUCUCAGAGACGCGUUUAACUAGAUGUUGUUCCUGGUUUGCUGCCUCUUCCAUCUCCUCUUGGUCCUUUAAUCCGAUCUUCUAGGAGGUCAUGUCUCUCAACGCAGCACUGCGGGUCUUAUCCAUCAGCUCCAGCUCUCGGAUCUUCUACAAAUGAGCAGGAGACAUAAAUAAAUCCUUGCAUUUCAUUGGUCAAGGAAGAUGCAUUUUGAUAUAAUGUGACUUGUAGCCUAUUACAAUUUAAAUGAUGGGUAAAGAAGCAGGGCCUGUUAUGUAUGUAUGUAUGUAUGUAGAGAGCGCUUGGGCUGAGCUGACUGCAGACAUGUUAUGUCAUUGAACACUGUACAAGAUUUACCUGUGCGAUCUCUGUAUUGAUCAGGUUGCGAUAGAGCUUCUCCUGGCCGAGAGCUGUCAUAUCGGCCAGGAACUGCCUCCGUUCUUCAAUCUCAUCCACAACUACAGAAGAUGGGGCUAAAUUUAGGCACACUUACACUUAUUAUUCAUUUGUGGACGGCUGGCAAUAAAUAUAACCUUAGAUCAAAAGAUGAAGUCAGAUACGAUUAUGUAUCUAACUUUGUUAUCAUAGCUUUGAUAUACUGUGCUGUUGCUUGGAGCUUGAGUCGAAUGUUCACAUGGUUCAGAUUAACGUUCCUAACCAAGCCUUCACUGGGUCAAGGGUUGUUGUAAAGGACCAGGUGUGAAGGCGAGAAGAAAACACAGUUAUCCUCUCUAAUCAACCAGUAGCAGGCUAGAGGCGUACCUUCCUGGAAUCCGUCUUUCUCCAUGGUCUCUGGACUCUGAGCUUCACUGCGGGAGGGUUUGGGUUUGGGUUUGGUUUCGUCUUUCCCUGUGGCGAGAAUCGAUUGCAGUCUGCUCUUCUCCUUUUCUAAAUCUCCUACGAAUGAUAAAGCAGUUAUGAAAUAGCGUGACAAUGAAUCUAAUGUCAUACUACUCAUGGAUUUUUCCAAGAAAUGUACUUGCAUUUAAUUGAAGUAUAUUAUAUAUGUCAGUCAUAUCAGGGAGACGCAGAUGUUUGCAUUUUUUUCAGCUUCAUUCAUUUGAGUCUACAACAUGAAUAUCAAUCUACUUUUAGUUUUCCACUGGCUCACUGGCUCCCAGUGUGUUUCUAAGCAGUGUUGCUGUCUGUCCACUGUCUCCCACUGGCCAGGGCCUUCCUGCGGUAUUGAUGGUGUUUAAACGGGGAGCUGGCGUUCUUUGCUCAGCCGCUGCGAUAGGACAGUUUAUCUAUUUACUUUUUAACCGUUUGAGUUGAAGGUGACCUGCGAAAAGAAUUUAUGAGCAUCAGGUGGUAGCUUACACCUGGACUCAGGUCAAAGGUCUAAGCCACAGGCAUAGACUGUAAAAAAUCUAAAUCUUGGUGUCUGUGCUGCUGGUCUGUUAGUUUGUUAAGUGACAAACAAUAUAAUGCUUUUUGUGUUCUUUCUCCUGGACAACUGUUCUCGGUACAGACAAUACAAUACAGUCAGUGACGGAAACCUUCAAAAUAA